Molecule: messenger RNA, 3744 nt
Organism: Limulus polyphemus (Atlantic horseshoe crab)
Lineage: Eukaryota; Metazoa; Arthropoda; Merostomata; Xiphosura; Limulidae
Product: protein SERAC1-like
Exons: 14
Coding region: 46-2118 (690 amino acids)
Source: RefSeq, a predicted model, not a curated record
GUUACAUUUGGUGAGGAGUUGGUGAAGAGAUGUAAUACAAUACCAAUGCCUUUCAUAAGAAAAAUAAAUACCAGUCAAAGGAGCUUUAGAGUUUUUCGUAAGAAAGGCCUAGUUGCUGGAUGUGUGGCUUUUCUUGUUGGUGGUGGUUAUCUUGCUCGUGAAGCUUAUCAAACUGGUGGAAACUUGAGAUUACUGUUUGGCUCAGUUCACCCACAGUCUACAGCUACUAAAGUGGGUACAGAUGCUACAACAAACUAUAUAUAUCUUCCAGAUGCCACAACAGGACCUGUUAAAGAUGAUGACAACUCCAGUCUGAAGUGGCUACCAUGGAGAAAGUCUGACAAACGCUUACACUGGCGGUUACUGAAGCUAGCUCAGUCUAAAGACAAGCAAGUGAGACAUGUUGCUAUCAGAGCUCUUGUGGAACUACCUGGAUUACAAGAUGCUGACUACCAGGAAAUAGCUCAGGCCUGUGAUCUACAGACAGCAGUUGGUCUAGCCAGAACAAGAGGAGUGGAUCUACGAUUUUUUCUACCACCACCUCCACUACCUUCCGAGUUUACUAAAAACACUGUGGAAUCAGACUUGAGAGUUUUACUUGCUUCUUUGCCACAGAGUGGUGUUGGUCUUUGUCUUCAGUACUUUACUCAGAAUGCUGUGAAACCCAAAUACUAUCAGAUGGAUUUGGAUAGUGGAGGUGAGUGGUGUUUUGGUGGAGAAGGAUUGGCUGAAGAAGUUCACCAGGCAGGUCAACACACACGAAGAGUUCCAGCAGAGACUGUGGAACGUUUCUGUCUUCAGGCACUUGUGAGCCAUUCAACAGUUCCUAGUCACAGAGCAGCCAUUGUUCAGAAAGGAGGUUUACAAUUGCUCCAUCGUAUUCGUCUCAGAAGAGCACAGAAUCCUGAAAUACAGAGCUUGAUAGGUCAAAUUCUUGGGAAUCUCUCUUUAGAAAAGGAAAUACAUAGACAUCUGUUAGUUUCAGGCUGGAUUGGUGUAUUGGCCUCAUGGAUUAAAUCUCCUAGAAUUGAAGUUUCACUUCCAGCAAGCAGAACAUUAGCAAAUAUGGAUAAAGACAAGAUUCUUGAUGUUUUGUAUGAGGACCAAGUUUACCUUUUGUUCCCACAAUUGAGAGAAAAAAAUAAACAGAUUCAUGCUGAUAUUAUCUUUGUUCAUGGUCUCCUUGGUGGAGCAUUUAAGACAUGGCGACAGAAUGACAGCAAAAAACUUACGUCUAAGGAGAAUCAAUCAAAGAAAAAUUCUGUAAAGUCUUCUUCAGAUGAUACUAAUGCAUGGCGACACAAACAUGUUUUUCAUGCCAAUUUUGGACUCGUUGAUGAUGCAAUGAAUUUUAUUGACUACACUCAGUGCUGGCCAAAGGACUGGUUGGCCAGAGAAUUUCCUCAUUCAAGAAUCUUGGCAGUUGACUAUGUUUCCCAUCUGAGUGACUGGCAAGCAAAAUGUCCCUUAGAAAAGGAAAAACGUUCACUGUUAGUGAGAAGUGAAGAGAUUCUGAGAAACAUGACGCUUGCUGGAGUAGGAGAGAGGCCAUUAGUAUGGGUUUGUCAUUCAAUGGGUGGGUUGCUGGUUAAACAAAUGUUACUUAUGGCUGCAAAGAGUGAAGAUCCCAGUCUGAAAAGCAUCUUCAAAAAUACAGUUGGUGUUGUAUUCUACAGCGUUCCACACAAAGGAUCAGAUAUAGCUAGUCUCAAACCCAGUGUUCAGUUCUUAUUUUUGCCAUCUGUUGAAGUGCAAGAACUAAAGAAAAACAGUCCUCAGCUCUUAAAACUCCAUGAAGAUUUCACAAAGCUUGCAGAAGAGAAAGAAAUUGCUUGUCUGAGUUUUGGGGAAACUAAAAAGACUAGGUUGGGAUUACGUUGGAGCAAAGUUUUGGUACCAUUAGAGGGAGCAGAUCCAGGUUUUGGACAAUUCUUCACAGUGGAUGCCAGCCACUUGGACACCUGUAAGCCUGAAAGUCGGGAUUCACCAACCUAUUCCUUGCUGGUAGAGUUUCUUCACAGUCAUUUGCCUCACACAUUGUUGGAACAACUAUUUGUAGAACCUGUUCCCUCUCCAAAAGAAUUAGAAACAAUGGUGAUUAUGGGAUUAGUCCAGUAAUGCUUUCCAUAAACAGCCUGUGGUUCAAUUAUAAAAUAGUAGGUGUACUGCCUCAAGCAAAAUAAAUUUCAGACUCCCUUUAUUCAAUAAAUUUACAAUGUCAUAUUUGGAUAUUUCAAUUGGUAAAAGUAAAAAAAAAAUUUCUCUCUAUGUUAUUCUUGUGUUUUGGUUGUUCUGUAUAGUAUUUACAGCUUGUGUCUUUAGAGGAUUCACAGUUAUUAUGAAAGGUAGUAAAGAUGAUCAUAUGAAUUUUUAAUUAUUUGUAAUAAAUAUGUUGCCCGUUAUGUAAAUGGAACUAAAUAAACUGUCAUUUCUGGAUAACAUUUUGGCUAGUUAUACCUUCUAUAUGCAACAAAAAGAUAUUAAGGUUCAUGAAAAUGAAAAUAAGUUAACUAGAAAUGGGAUAUUUGUAAAUAAUUGUAGAUCAUUUUAGAGUUGUAUGUAAAAAUAGCUGAUAAAAACUUUAAGCCAGUGUAUUUAUGAUCUACUUUUAAUAUGCAUUUGAACACACUGUAUUCACAGUAAAUCAAUCACUGUUACAGUAAUGCUGUAGUAACAUUAUUAAACAUUUCUUAAUGAUGGAAGUUUUUCAAAAUAUUGUAACCAACUCGGGGGUUUUUAAAACGUAUAGUGAGGGAAUAAAAAAAAAGUUGAACUAAGCUUUGUAACAGAAUCAUAAUUUCUUUAUAAAAAUUUAUUAGUUUAAAAGAAACAGACAAUAGAGGUAAUUUUUUAGUUUUCUUAAGCAUUAAAAUGCUAGACAAAUUCAGGUGCUUGAUUUGUUCUAAUGCCAAGAACAGGUUAAACUCAUAAUGUAACUAUGCUUCAAUAAAAUAAAGACAAAAUAAUAUGGUACUUUAUUACAAUUUAUUCCGAAUCAAAUGACCGAGAGGAUUCAUUUAGUUUAUCAUCAUUAUAAUUUUACUAUUUACAGAGCUGAUGAUUGAAGCAUAACCUCUAAAAAUUAGAUCUUUAAAGAAAAUUACAAAUUAAGUCUGAAAAACAUGUAUAAUUGUUUUCAUAAGUGCAUGACAUGAAUUGUUACAUAUUCCCUAGAACUGAGAAUUACAGGUUAUUUGCAACUCAAACUGGAAAUCAAUUUGUGUGAAGUGUCAAACUGAAUUUUAUUAGGUUUAGCUUGGAUUGUCCUACUAAAAAUUCCAUAUUAUCCUCUUCAUUUUAAUACCAUACACUGCAGUAGUGGCAGAUGAAUAUGAUAAAAAGUUGCCAUGUUUGCUAAACGUUUUCUAAAUUGUUUGGUGUUUUUAUUAAAUGUAAUUAAUGCUAAAUAUAUGACCAUUCUAUUUUCUGAAAGCUUUAGAGCAUAGAUUAUAAAAAAACAGAUGAAAAUUAGAUUUGAAAAUUAGUUACCUAGAAUUCUGUGAUUUAGUGCAUAUAUUUCAAAGUUUGAGUUAGUCAGUGUAGUUUCUAUCAAAUUAUGUGCUCAAAUGUAAUUGUCUUGUCUUUAUAGCCUGUGUUCAGUGACCUUAAGCUUAUAAUCAUCAAACAACAUCAGUGCUGUAUGUGUUGUCAAAAGUGUUUGUAAUAGUUAAUAUUGAUACUUUAUAGUGAUUUGUAUUGAUACUUCUUGAUGCAUUACAUCUUUCAGUAAAGUAUAAGUAUGAA